UGGGCAUUUUCUUUCCCUUUGUUCAUUAUUGGCUCCCUCGUUUCUCUCUCAUUAUGGUGGAAUACAUUCUUCACUAGGUUCUGGAAACAGAGUCGAGUACUUGGAAGGUGAGAAAAUGGCAUUUGUGAAGAGUGGAUGGUUGCUGCGGCAAAGUACUAUUUUGAAGCGCUGGAAGAAGAAUUGGUUUGACCUGUGGUCAGAUGGUCACCUGAUCUAUUAUGAUGACCAGACUCGGCAGAGUGUAGAAGAUAAGGUCCACAUGCCAGUGGACUGCAUCAACAUCCGCAUGGGACAUGAAUGUCGGGAUAUUCAGCCACCAGAUGGAAAGCCAAAAGACUGUAUGCUGCAGAUUGUUUGCCGGGAUGGAAAAACCAUCAGUCUUUGUGCAGAAAGCACAGAUGAUUGUUUGUCAGUGCUUCUCAGAGAGUUGUUAUAUUUCCUCUUCAAAGAUUCAACUUUUUGGCCUUUAAUUUUUCUUUUUUCCCCCCACAAUUUCUCUCCUCUCAAGGCUUAUGUUGGCUCAGAAGUCAUGUAUGAUGAGACAGCUGUGGCUUCCUCCCCACCUUCUUACACAGCGUAUGCUGCGCCAACCCCUGAGCAGGCAUAUGGCUAUGGUCCAUACAGCGGUGCAUACCCCCCAGGAACUCAAGUUGUCUAUGCUGCAAAUGGACAGGCGUAUGCUGUACCCUAUCAGUACCCAUAUGCAGGACUCUAUGGACAGCAGCCUGCCAACCAAGUCAUCAUCCGUGAGCGGUAUCGAGACAACGACAGUGACCUGGCGCUGGGCAUGCUGGCCGGGGCAGCCACAGGCAUGGCCCUGGGGUCUCUGUUCUGGGUCUUCUAGAGUCCUCGGAACCUCGACGUGCAUAGCUUCUGAUACCCCGUGUGCAAUAAUAUGAUUUGCAGGGCAUUUCUGUUUGUCACAAAUAUUUUUAGUAAUAGGUUUAAUAGUUCUUUUGAAAGUAGUGACAAAAUGCUUAUAAGUACAUAGAAGUACUGCAGAGAAAGCUUUAGGCUGCUGUUCAGCUAACAUGUGGACUAUUUGGGGGCACCGGCUCAUUUGAGGAGUUUCCUUAUAAAACUCUCGCAAUACUUUAUUUAAACACGCCUGUUUUGAAAGGCCAUUUUGUUUUUAGAGUUAGGUCUUAGUUCUUAAGGGAUAAUUUAUUUUAGUGUUUCGCUGGUAACAUGGUGAUGUAUGAGUGAAUGAAUGACCAUGGCGAGAAAAACUGCAGCUUCUUUGGUUUAAUGUCAGACUUUCAAACGUCAGACCAGAACUGGCUGCAUGUUACUUCAGGAGUUACAGGCUGGAACCUUCUUCAGGCAGCGGGGUGAUAUCCCACAGCCUCUGGGACUGGCUAGCAAAGCUGACUGCUCAGGAUGAUGGACGGCAUGGCAGUUUCCCCCCUUGAAAAUGAUGCUUUUUCAUUUUAUUCUUGUUUGUUUUUGGUAGUGAUACUUGGAAAGCAUCCCAAAUUAGGAGUAGACUUGAGUGUCAACAUUUUAGGGCUUUAUCAUUUAACACUUGAGGAAGGCACAACAACUGCAAAAAAGUGUGUGGAGGUAGAUUUAUUUUUUUCAGGGGCAUCAUGGUUUUAGUGUUAGCUUUGAGCAUGUUUUAUUGCCACUUCAGCCUACUUAUAGCUUAUUUUUCUACUUGUUGAGAAAAUAAUAUGAAGAGGAUGGUGAGGAAAGUGAAGAGAGAGCCAUAGUGCAGCGGUCCUGCCCCAGGGGACUGGGCUGCACUGAGGGUGUGUGUGAUGUCCUUCUGAAGGCUGGUGAUGGGCCCACCUCGUGUCCCGUGUGGGACUGGGCACUGCUGCUGCCCCGAGCUCUGUGCUGCGUGGUGGGGGAGCUCAGGCUACGGACGGGAGCUUCGGGCCAGAGACGUGAAUGGCCUGCUCAAGAUAAUCUCCACCUGACCAGGAUUCCGGCCUUGCUUUUAUUUCUGGCUUUAGUGUCACAGAGAAGCUUGAGCCAUUUAAUUUUGAGCCCCAACUUAAAUGUGAAGCUCUGAAAAACCAAGGGCCCUGCAUUUCUGUAAUUUUCUUAUUUCUUUAUCUAUAUAAAAUUUAAAACUUCAGUUAUUCCAGUUUUCUGUCCCAUAUGUUUUAAAAAAUGUACGUUUACAAAGGCACAUCGAAGGUCUCUGCCGCUAUACUCCAUGUGGCCAUGUUUCCAUAAAAUACACUCCUGAUAGCCCAAAUUCUGUUUUUAUUUUGUGUGGCCAGUUACAGACACAGUGUUUUGUUUCAUUUAUCAGUCCACUCCACCUCUAAGGCAGACUUGAAUAGAUCUAUCUCCAUCUGAAAACUAGAUGCCAAAUGAACUUUGUGGUGACCAUAGGUCUGUUUCCCUAGCCAAUUCUCCUGUACCUGUUGACACUGGAGAGCUGUUUCCAGCUGAAAAGAAGUGUACUUGGCUGUCAUUGCUUUGGGUGUGUCAUGUGGUGGAAAGUUGCCAGAUGCGAUGUGUGACAAUACUGGUUUUGAUGGCUAAAAAUGUUACUUAGUUUACAUCAUAUGUAAGAAGAAUAGCUUUGGUCAGAUAGUAAUUAUUCAAGCUGUAUCCUUUACAAGCAAAAUACUAAACUCAGUUAAUUUUGAACUAGGAAUUACUGGAAUGACAGAUACUGAGUUAUGUCCCUGAAAUGCGCUUGAAGCAGAUGGUCUCCCUGAGUUCUGCCCCCUGACAGAGUAGGGGAGCUGUGGACUGAAGUCCUGACAUACGUGUGUUCCCCCAUCUCCAGUCCCUGUCCCUAGCCGGGCAAGCCACGUUGGGCGACUGUAGUUGAGUCUGGAAGUUCACUGCCCUAGUGACUUGAUCCUGAGAGGAAAUGCGUGCUCAGCAUAAAGAUGGGCUGAGAUGCUUCAUUCCCCUGGCUCCAGUUCUCGUAGAUGCCAAUCUUUUGGUCACCUCGAUUAGGUAGUCCUAAAUCAAGAAGUUCGGUGUGUUGGAAGGAACUUGUUCACUU
Messenger RNA from Odocoileus virginianus texanus, 2974 nucleotides. The record is from RefSeq and is a predicted model, not a curated record. NCBI's taxonomy places the organism in Eukaryota, Metazoa, Chordata, Mammalia, Artiodactyla, Cervidae.